CUCAGGAGACGCAGUGGGUGGAGUGAUACCGGCAAAUCGUGGGCGUUAGUCAGUCCCACCAUCCUUUUCUAUAGCUGGAAGUAGUCCCGGUUCUCUGUUCUAAGUCCUGCGCCGUUGUGUCCCUCCACCUCGCUAUGGAGUGCCCGCACCUGACCACCAGUGUUUGUAUUGUCCCGGACGCCGCCGUUUUUCCCAACGGCUGUCCUUCCUCAUGGUGUUGCAGCGUUUGUCGCUCAAACAAGAGCCCCUGGGUCUGCUUGACUUGUUCCAGUGUCCACUGUGGAAGAUAUGUAAAUGGUCAUGCAAAAAAGCAUUAUGAGGAUGCCCAGGCUCCGCUUAAUUGCCACAAACGGCAGGAAAAGACAGACAAAGACCGAAUGCAGCAUACAGUGUGCAUGGACUGCAGCAGUUACAGUACAUAUUGUUACCGAUGUGAUGAUUUUGUGGUAAACGAUACAAAAUUGUGUUUAGUACAGAAGGUCCGGGAGCAUUUGCAGAAUUUGGAAAACUCUGCUUUUACUGCUGAACGACAUAGGAAAAGAAAAUUCCUGGAGAGUGCCUCGCUAAGCAAGAAAUUGUUGAAAGUAAAUGGAAGCACAACUGCUCUAUGUGCUACUGGCCUUCGGAAUCUUGGAAAUACCUGCUUUAUGAAUGCAAUUCUUCAAUCGCUCAGCAACAUUCAGCAGUUUUGCUGUUACUUCAAGGAACUGCCUGCCGUGGAACUUCGGAAUGGUAAAACGGCUGGUCGACGGACCUACCAUACACGAAGCCAGGGGGAUGUUAAUGUGUCACUCGUUGAGGAAUUUAGAAAGACCUUGUGUGCGUUAUGGCAGGGUAACCAGACUGCCUUUAGUCCUGAGUCGUUGUUCUAUGUGGUGUGGAAAAUAAUGCCAAAUUUCAGGGGAUAUCAGCAGCAAGAUGCCCAUGAGUUUAUGCGUUAUCUCUUAGAUCACCUCCAUCUGGAACUACAAGGCGAAUUUGAUGGCUCUUCUCAUUCUGUCUUAUCACAGGCUAACUGCAGCCGGUCUGCCAGUAACAAAUGUUGUAUAAAUGGUGCAUCCACAGUGGUAACCUCGGUUUUUGGGGGAGUUCUGCAGAAUGAAGUUAACUGCCUAAUUUGUGGGACAGAAUCAAGAAAAUUUGAUCCAUUCCUAGACCUCUCUUUAGAUAUUCCAAGCCAAUUCCGAAACAAACGUUGUAAGAACCAAGAAAAUGGACCAACCUGUACCCUGCGAGACUGUCUUCGCAGCUUUACAGACUUGGAGGAACUAGAUGAGACAGAACUCUACACAUGUCUAAAAUGCAAAAAGAAACAGAAGUCCACCAAAAAGUUCUGGAUCCAGAAACUACCAAAGGUGCUAUGCCUACACUUGAAGAGGUUCCAUUGGACAGCUUACUUGAGGAACAAGGUGGACACAUAUGUAGAUUUUCCUCUACGAGGAUUGGAUAUGAAGUCCUUUUUGUUAGAGCCAGAAAAUAUUGGGCCAGAAAGCUGUCUGUAUGAUCUUGCAGCUGUAGUCGUUCAUCAUGGCUCGGGCGUUGGAUCUGGUCACUACACUGCCUAUGCUACCCAUAAAGGGCGCUGGUUCCAUUUCAAUGACAGCACAGUGACACUCACAGAAGAGGAGACUGUGGCAAAAGCAAAAGCCUAUAUUCUUUUUUAUGUGGAGCGCCAGGUUCCUGCCACAACUGAGAAACUAUAAAUACCUCUUGCCAUGAUAGUAGACUUCUUCCUCUCUGCCCCCCAGGGUGCUCUCCAACCUCUUGGCUAAUACUUGAUUAGAAUUUGUUUUUGUGCACUUUUUCACAUCCCAUCAGAUAUAAUCCUAUUCUGAAUGAUAGUAAAGUAACCUACUGCCUGACAGUGAAUAAAGGGAGUCAUUUUCCUCACCAAGUGAAGUAUAGUACAGUUUGUGUACAUGUAGCUUUCCUACAUAUACUCAAGUGAGCACGCAAAUGAAAUAUAACAGGUGUGGAACUUGUGGCCCUCGGGAUCCAACGACCGCCUAAGGCUAAUGUCACAUGUCACUUUCUCCACAGGAGCAUUUUCACUGGUGAGAAGUUUUUAAAGCCACCUGCUAUUCCUGUCUUUGAGUUUAAUGCUAACUGCCAAUCACCCCUGGUACAGCUGAAUUUUUAGCCACCUGUGAUAGUACGUUGCAAUUACACUCAUUACUGCACCAGUGAUAAUUCUGCCGGCUGUGACCUUAACCUAAAGGUGUAUGAUAAGGGUACAUAUAUAUCUGUCUCCCUAGUGAUUGCAUUCCCACAUAAUAACAUAAGUACAUCACAGCUGCUCUCAAAUAUAUUCUGUGUUGUAAAUUCUGUCAUUCUUGCAUUGGAAGUAUUUUUAAACAUCAUUACCUCUUCAAAAGGAAUAUGACUUUUUUAAUGCUGUAAUUUGAGUUUUGGGGUCUCCCCCAGUGUGGUUUAGAAAUGGAGUGUCAUCAUCGGGACUCUAUCUACAUUGCUGCUAUAAAUGGAGAAUCACAUACAGACUUUUAUUCAGUUUGUAAAGAAUCACGCAUUUCAAGACAUAUGGACCAUCGGGAAUAUUGCCUGACAUUCCAUUUCACUACUGGUCAAUAAAUAAACCAACAGGGCUAUUUCUUCCCCAUUGUCAGUAUAGCCAUAUAGUAAACCUGAAAAUGCAGAUCAUGGACUGCGGAUCCUAAACAGACUUGGAGAGACUUGCUCUCGCUUGAGGGCAGCACAUCCGACAUGUUCAUUCCAGGCAUCAAGGGUUCUGCCAUUUGUUUUUACAGGCAUUUUUUUCUGCUGGGUAUUUAAAGAAGCAGUGUAUUGCACAACAGACUUUCCAAUGCUUUAUCUAAAAAUCUGCAACCUUCUUUGUGUGUGAAUGACAGACUCAGGAAGUGAUAGGUAUAGUGCACUGAAGGUACCUGUUCUGUGCCUAAACUCUUCAGUUUAUUCUAAGCUUUCCACUUGCAGUCCCAAUGUUCAGCUGUACAUGCCGUGCUCAACAGGUUGGACCUACUCAGUCAGACAAACCUCAGCAGAUGCAAAGCUUGUCAUGCUGGAAAUCCUCAUUCUUUUAGCACCGGCUUCAUUCACUUGCCCUUUUGUCUUAGAUGUUCUUGUUGCUGUGCUGCUUGUAUAUCCUAUUAACCUUUCAGUUACUCAAGCAAAUGUGUCUGAUAACAAGAAUUUAACAGAACUUAGCUUAUGCUGCCAAUCAAAUGUAUGAGAUACAAGCCAUCAGAUUAUGGCAUUCAGAAAACUGACCAAUAGGUAGGCACCUUAUUUUAGGCAGAUAAACACGUGUUCAUGGCUGCUGCCACUUACAUGGUUUGACAGCCUGUUGAAUGCCUGCCUGGCAAUUUUUAACCAAAUAAUGAACCACCAGUAUCCCACUGACAGUGAGUGUUGCUGAGAUUGUUACCCCACAAGCUCCAAAGGACUGCAGGUUACCACAUCUUGAUAAGGGGGAAGUCUGCGGGAAUAAAAGAAGCUACAAAUAAACAUAAAUGUUAAUUCUAGGAUCAUUACGCCUCCAC
Molecule: messenger RNA, 3518 nt
Organism: Xenopus tropicalis (tropical clawed frog)
Lineage: Eukaryota; Metazoa; Chordata; Amphibia; Anura; Pipidae
Source: RefSeq, a predicted model, not a curated record